Molecule: messenger RNA, 492 nt
Organism: Trichomonas vaginalis G3
Lineage: Eukaryota; Parabasalia; Trichomonadida; Trichomonadidae
Product: regulation of choline O-acetyltransferase protein
Exons: 1
Coding region: 1-492 (163 amino acids)
Source: RefSeq, a predicted model, not a curated record
AUGAAUGUAACUACAUUUGAAAAAACAACCACAAUCACAUGCAAUAAGAGCAAUGUCGGUCAAGCAUUCUAUUAUUAUAUUCCUGCCAGCUAUGGUUAUGUGUUAAGAGCAGCAUAUUGUGUCCAUCCAGAAAUAUUCUGCAGAACAGUUAAACUUCAUGAAAUGAAUUUUGUUGCUGAUCCAUUCGAUCCAAAUUCAGUCCAACUUCAAGAUCCAUAUAAAACACCAACUCCAACACCAAAGCCAACACCGAAUACACAAUCUUCAGGAGACUCAACAUCAAGCACAAAUGGAUCAGGUGAAUCAGGCAACAAUGACUCCAAAUCAAAUAAUGGAAAGAAAGGAAUCUCAUCUAAGGUGUGGAUCAUCGUUGGCGUCAUUAUCGGUGUAGUUGUUAUUAUCGCCCUUAUUGUCACUAUUAUUGUUUGCAAAGCCAAAGGCAGUAAGGAAACAGCAAGCGAUGACAAAAUUAAUAAGGAUUUCUUAGUAUAA